AUGUUUCGGCUGGUGGUUUUCUUAGUCUUCACCACUUCCGUCCUGGGAGGGUUCUUGGAUGGUGACCUGCAAUUGGCAGAUGGUGUGAAGUUAGUUAGUAUACCAGUGAAUAGUUUGGAAGAUGAAGGUAGAUCGUUCGGGGAGAAUUCGGUAUUGUUUCGGAUGGCGAAGUUCUUGCAAGGACAUGAAUUGCAUGUCCGAUUGCCGAACUUGAUCGAGAAGGACAAGCUGACGAGGGUCUUGGCGGAAUCUUUGAAGACUGUGGAUGAAUCGAGCAAAGAAAACUCGGCGACCGGACGAGGCAAAGGUGGUGGUGGUGGAGGCAUAGCUCUCCUCGGCAUGAUGUUCGCGAAGGCUGUAGGUGCUGCCGGCCUUGGUGGACUGGGUCUUCUCACUAUGAAGGCUCUGGCCGUAUCUGCAAUGGCACUGUUGCUCUCAGCCAUCGUCGGAGUUAAGAAAUUGGCGUCUCAUGAUGACCACGACGACCACCAAGUCAUCUACGCUGGUCACCACGGUCACCACAGAAGGAGACGGGAUCUGGAUACGCCAUUGCCCUAUCAAGGAUGGUCACAAUACGCACAGAAAAUGUCGUAGAUAUUGAAGAACGGAAGUGACAAUAAUUUUAUUAGUCGCUUAGUCUAACCGGGAAGUCAGUAUACCAAAUAAAUAUCGAAAUUUAACUGACUGGCACACAGUAAUAGAGUAAUACUUUGAAAUAAAAAUAGUACAAUGUUUUGUUGGAAAGUGUUGCGGAAAUUAAAACAGUAAAAGCGGAAAAUUGUAGUAAAAUUAAACAAUAAUAUUUUUACGCGGGCAUUUUUUUUUUGCUCGAACUAAAUAGUGUGUAAUCGAGUGAAAUUAUUAUGAAUUCUCAUCUGUGAGAACGUAAUUAUUACCGAAAUAUUAGACAUGAGUAGCAAUUAUAAAGAAACAACAAACAUUUUUAUGUAUAAUUAAAUUAAAAUCCUCUAUAAAAGUCUACUAAGUAACGACUUUACUCACACUAAUUAGUAAAGGCUAAAAUAAAAGAAAGUAUGUACUAUUUUAAUUUAUUGCAACAGUUCUUAGAAAUAUUGUACUCAUUAUUGUCAGCAGCAAAAACUCAAUCCUCCAUCUACCAGUUGAUCGUUUUAACUAUUCUCGGGAUAUUUCUCUAUCUGCCCAAUACAGUAUGACUAUUAGACUAACGUUAGUUAAGUAAUUUAUUGUAAAUAAUUUAUUUAUGCUCGUUACAAAAUGCGAUUUAA
Achroia grisella is the source of this 1247-nucleotide messenger RNA. RefSeq lists its product as uncharacterized. The transcript has 3 exons. Lineage: Eukaryota; Metazoa; Arthropoda; Insecta; Lepidoptera; Pyralidae. The record is from RefSeq and is a predicted model, not a curated record. The coding region runs from base 1 to 594 and encodes 197 amino acids.